Molecule: messenger RNA, 1080 nt
Organism: Sphaeroforma arctica JP610
Lineage: Eukaryota; Ichthyosporea; Ichthyophonida
Exons: 10
Coding region: 1-1080 (359 amino acids)
Molecular function (GO): protein binding; GTPase activator activity
Source: RefSeq, a predicted model, not a curated record
AUGCAGGCACUUAGCCUGCAAGCCAAGGACGCGUGGAUCGCAACACUACAAGCACAUAUCAGUAACGCAUUAGAUGUCGGUGUAUCUCGGCCACAAAACGAAGCAAAUUUGUCGGCGGGGAAGAGUUUCUCGAGCAUGAAUGUGUUGCCCAUGAGCAACACGAGGAGAGAGGAAAUAAAAGCUGUCUUAGGCAACGACACCUGUUGCGACUGCGGCGUGCCAGACAACACCUGGGCGAGCAUAAAUUUAGGGAUCUUAUUAUGUAUAGAGUGCAGCGGAGUGCACAGGAAAAUAGGCACACACAUCAGUAAGGUGCGGAGUAUGACAUUAGACCGCUGGGACGACUCGCUGAUGCAGGUUAGUAUCUGCAUAAACGGUGUGAAUGGCAAUAGGAUGAUGAUGUUGGCUAUUGGGAAUACCAACUUGAACUCGGUGUACCUGAGUGGUGUGGACGAUACCGAUGAGCUCAUGCGCGAGAUGUGUUCUGACAGGACGAAAAGAGAAGCUUUCAUACGAUCAAAGUACAUAGAUAAGGCAUUCAUGGCGACGUCAGAGAUGGACAAAGACGACUUAAAUCAGAUACUAUUCGAUGCCAGUAAGGAAGCGAGUGAUAUGAUAUUGGCUGUGAGAGCUGUAGCCAAUGGGGCGGAUGUGAAUUGGCAAACGGACUUCAACGAUGACUGGGCGCCUUUACAUGCGUGCUGUCAUUUCCAGAAUGUGGCAUGCGCAGAGUUUCUGUACCAAAACUAUGCCAAUAUAAACACAGCGGACAAGCAAGGGAGAACCCCGCUGCACGUGGCUGCCGAUGAAGGUCACGAAAUAAUGGUUGAGUUUCUCCUCAGUCGAGGUGCAACUGUAGAAGUAAAGGACGAAGAAGGCAAAUCGCCGUUAGACUUGGCAUUGGCGAAAUUUCACCCCACGGUAGUAACGCAUCUUCGAUUGCAUCAGCUGGAGAAAAUGGAAGUUAUGGACAGGACGCGCGCACGGGAACGACGUGAUGACAAGACGAGGGAGGAAAUAUUGAAGACACAGGAUGAAGACGAAGCAGCUCAAUCACCUCUGAUGAUGGACAGUCCGUGA